Molecule: messenger RNA, 2213 nt
Organism: Erinaceus europaeus (western European hedgehog)
Lineage: Eukaryota; Metazoa; Chordata; Mammalia; Eulipotyphla; Erinaceidae
Gene: C12H17orf58
Product: chromosome 12 C17orf58 homolog
Exons: 4
Coding region: 134-1087 (317 amino acids)
Source: RefSeq, a predicted model, not a curated record
UCCUGUGGUCUGUGGAGAGUGACUCCCCUCUUCCCCAAAGGCUGCCCCUCAUUAGCAUGAGAGAGGGUGGGGGUGUGGAGAAGGGGUGGGGGAGAGAAAGAGCCCCAGCCCAGGCUCUGCGGCAGCUACGAAUAUGACAGCUAGAGCUUUCUGGCUCCUCUGUUUGCUCGUCGGCUCAUCUCCCGAAGCCCCGGUGGCCGAGAGAAAAGCAUCGCCGCCGCCCAGCAGGAAGCCGACUCCCGGCGGCGGCGCCCGGGCGGAGGAGCCGCUCCCCGCAGUCGCGCGCCCGCCACACGCAGCCGAAGCGGGGGCCCGCGCCUGGUCCGACCCGCGGCACCGGAAGUCCCCGGAGCCGUCAGAGAACCGCGCCGGCUUCCGGGAGGCCCCGCGCCCGCCCGCCCGGCCGCCUAGCCCGCGCCUCAGGCAGGCCGAGAACCGCCCGUCACCCCGCCGCGGGCCCACGCCGGAGGACGACCCGCGACGCGCGCGCACCCGCGACCUGCGUUUCCCGGCCGCGCGCCCCGCCGAAGCUCCCGGCCGUCCGGCCCACCCAAACCGCGCGCGCGCCGCCGCGCCACCCCCGACACCCGCGCCGCCACGGCCCAGCGCUCAGCCCGCGGAGGGAGAGCACGCCGCCCAGCACUGCGCAUGCGCCGGUGACCUGGACGAGCGCGAAGCCUACUGCGCCAGCGAGUUCGCUGUGAACGGAAUCGUGCACGACGUGGAUGAGCUGGGCUCCGGGAUUCGCCUGGUGACUCUGCUGGUGGACCGGCACGGGCUGUACAAGAUGAGCCGCCUGUACAUCACUCCCGACGGCUUUUUCUCCAGAGUUCACGUACUAGCCCUAGACUUCUCCAGUUGCAUUAAGCCAUGUCCAGAACUGAAACCCGGCAGCAGGUCCAUUGUGAUGGGACACAUCUACCAUAAGCGGCGGCAGCUGCCCACAGCGCUGCUGCAGGUGCUGAGAGGGCGGGUCCGGCCAGGAGACGGACUUCUCCUUCUCGGGAGUAGCGGCAGCUACGCGAGAAGAUUCAACCGGAAAAGGGACGGGCGAGUUCAAGGAGCAGUUCACACGCAGUGCCCUUGAAAAGCACCAUCCCCGGGCCGGAGGUAGCGCAGCGGGUCAAGCGCAGGUGGCGCAAACUGCAAGGACUGGCUCAAGGAUCCCAGUUCGAGCCCCUGACUCCCCACCUGCAGGUGAAGCAGGUCUGCAGGUGUCUGUCUUUCUCUCCCCUUCUCUGUCUUCCCCUCCUCUCUCCAUUUCUCUCUGUCCUAUCCAACAACAGCUAUAACAACAACGACAACCACAAAAAUGGGAAAAAUGGUCUCCAGGAGCAGUGGAUUUGCAGUGCAGGUGUCGAGCCCCAGCGAUAUCCCUGGAGGCAAAGAAAGAAAGGAAGGGAGGAAGGGAGGAAGGAAGGAAGGAAGGAAGGAAGGAAGGAAGGAAGAAAGAAAGAAAGAAAGGAAGAGAAAGAAAAGGGCCAUCCUGGCAUUUCUGAGUCAUAGGAGACUUGAAGUCAGUGAGCACAAGGAAGAUCUCUCUUCACACGAGGGGAUCUUCCCUAGGACAAGGCACGCAGCUCCUUUGUGACCUAGUUUCACAGUUCUGACUCCCGUCAGGAAGAUGUCACUUUCUCUUUACCCAAUAAGCCUCGCACAUGCUUCCCUAGCGGUUACUCCUUAUUAGCGUGUUAUUCUCACGACUCAAUGCACAGACCUGUCCAGAUGACAGAUCACUGCUUCAUGUUGGUUAUUUUAAUUACUGUAACUUAAAUACAUGCUUCAGUACAAACGAUUCACACACACACACACAAAGGAAACUGCUUAACUUUAUGCUACUCGGAGUCGUAUAUCAAACCAAAUUUUAUAUUCAAAACAUCAUCAUUUUAAAUUCUGUAUAUAACAGUCCACUAGUCAAAGACAUGAAAGAAAUGUACCUUAAGUCAAACACAAGGGUCAAAACUAUGAAGAUUAAAGUCUUACACUGAAAGAUCACUAAAGGACAUAAUUCAAGAACAAUACCAUCUAGAUGAGGAUUCCUGUGUACCAAAUGCAUUAACAGUGUAUUUCCAGGCUCCCCUGAUCCUAAAAACAUAUGUUUUGUGCCAAACUGCAAGCUUAAAAUAUUCUGGGUGUAUCUGAUGCCAUUUUUCUAUUAAGACUAAGUAUCAUGUUUGUAUUUGUAAAGCAGUAAAUCUUGCCUUGAAAUCAGA